GACCAUUAAAAAUGAUAACAUGUUUAGAGAUUUCACCAGUAGAGAGAGGGAAAGAGCUGUCCCCACAAAGAGCACUGCGACACAGAAAUGAAAGCCUGAACGUGCUUGGCGUUAUGACGCGUGACUGCUUUUGCAUAGUUGCAUGCGCGUGGCACUGGUUUGAAGAAUAUUUUAAUUGCUCCACCAAGGGCGUUUUGGAAAUCUUUUACGCCACACGAAGUCAUAAUUUGCUCGUGUUCCAUGAAGGCUACUGUUACCGUGUUGUGUGAGAUGAUACACCAUGUGAAAAGCUCACUAAAGACGAAGUGUGUUCCGCUCUUGCUGGGGCGUCUUCCCUCCCGCCAUCUCUCAUACCCGCGCCCCGCCCCAGAAUAAGAAUUCAAUGCUUUUGCAAUGCCAGUCAGUCUAGCACUGCGGUAAUGUGCUGACCUCCCUCUAGCGGGGAACUAGUUGAAUUAAAAAAUAUAUACAUAUCUGACGUUAAAGUCCAGCCAAACAUGUAUUUGUUUUAGUCUGAAUAAUCUGUCCUGCAUAAAUUGACUGUUCUUGUGUUGGCCAUUAUGAUUCUCAUUGCCUUCAUUUUCCCCUAAAUCUUGCCCUAAUCAUUUUUGACUUCAUUUUUCCUUAAAUCUUGAGCCCGCCGAAUAAACAUUAUUAAUCGCUUGAAUAGUUUACCAAGCUAUAUAUCUUUACUUUCAGUGUAACUGUCGUUUAAUUUCGGUAAUGAGGCUCAAACAGUGGACUGGUGCAUACUUAUGUGUAAGUUAUAUUGCUACAGGUAGAGCCACUAUGGCGUUCAUCAACACGCAAUUUCGGUUCGUUGCAUGGUCUGCAUAUUAUUGCGCACGUUGAUGGUAAGCACCCUCUAGUGGUUCUGGCACCAACACGUACGUCCUCGAUGUACCAGCCCUUCACUCUAGCGGCGAACAGGAGGAAUGUCUCCCGCCGCGACUCUACUAUCCGAUUCUGUGUUUGUCAGACUCGAAAUCCGAGGGAGAGGAGCGAGCCGCCAUUUUCCGAGCGUCGCUCUCCCAGAACAACAAAAAAUAUUCAAGAUAAACGUGGUAGAUAUUGCCAGAUUUGAUCAAGAAAGAGUCUGGAAUAAAGCAACGCGGAAAACAAUUGAUAUUGAAAAACAGUCGGACCGGACAGGAUCCAGUUUUUCGUUCUACAAUAUUAACUACCUAGCGAAGUCUGUUUCUUACUGGUUGUUGUUUCGCCCAUUUCGUGAUUACGAGAUAAGAGCGACACGGGAUAGCACACCGCGGAGCCCAUUAGAAACGGGUUCGACUAGAAAGGAAGGGAUUGUCCGCAUUACGCUGUUAUCCUUGUUAUUAUUUUUUUCUUUUUUAUUUUCCUGCGAACUGCGGGGAAUUGUUGCUGAAAUUCCCCGGGACUCUGCCUCAUCACGUGGCUGUCGUCUGGCGGGGCCGUAGGUGGCUGGCGUGGAGCUGGCCUCGGCACCGGGAGAGGCCGCCGCGCCCGCCCCUCCGCGCUGCAUGGCUGCGAUGGCGCCCGCUCUGACCGACGCGCCGGCCGAAGCUCACCACAUCCGCUUCAAACUGGCCCCCCCGUCCUCCACCCUCUCCCCGGGCAGCGGCGAGAACAACAGCAACGCCAGCAACAUCCUCAUCUCCAGCAACGGCGCCGUCAAGCGCAAGGCCCUGGCCGCCGCCGCCGCCGCCGCCGGCGAGGAGGCGCGCUCGCUGGACUUCCGGGACGGCGGGCGGGAGGAGCCGCAGCCCGCCGAGGCGCCGCCGCCGCCCACCCCGCUGGGGAAGCUGCAGCCGCUGGUGGCCUCGUACCUGUGCUCGGACGUCACCUCCGUGCCCUCCACUAAGGAGUCCCUCAAGCUGCAGGGCGUCCUCAUCAAGCAGUCGGUCCUCAAGACCCACGGCAUCCUGCCCGGCUCCUACUUCGGCGCCUCGGACUACCUGCCCAGGAAGCGGCAGACCCUGGAGCUCUCCGGGGAGCAGCUGAAGAGCCUGAUGAGCGCGGGCGGGCAGCCGCCCGUGGCCAACGGCCUGGCCAAAAAGCUGGCCAAGACGGGCGCCGACAGGGACCACGCGGCCCUGGUCAACGGAGGCAGGCCUCCCGCCGGCCAGGACUCGGCGGCCCAGGCGCCGCCGCCGCCCCCGGAGGCCCGCCCCUCCGUCUCCAAAGGGGACCCGGCCGGCCAGUUGGCGCCGCCGCCGCCGCGGGAAACGGCGGGGACGUCCCGCGCCGCGGCCAACGGCUCGGAGCCCGCCGCGUACGCCGCCUUCGCCGCGCCGCCCGGAGGGCGGACGGACCCGGGGCCCCGGACGCCCGGCGGGAGGGCCGAGGGGCCCUCGGCGGACGGGGGGGAGGAGGAGGAGGAGGAGGAGGAGGAGGAGGGCGGUGGGGACGGGGACGGGGGGCUCGCCUCCCCGGCCCGCGACCUCCGGCUCCUCUCCCCCUCCGGCGGCCUGGACUCGGAGGUGAGGGACCGCACGGCGCUGAGCCACAGCCGGCAGGGCGAGAUCGAGGGCCGGCUGCGGCGGCUGCGCAAGCGGCUGCAGGUGGUGCAGGCCAAGCAGGUGGAGCGGCACGUGCAGCAGCAGCUGGGCGGCUUCCUGCAGACCACCUUCAGCAAGCUGCCCAGCCUGGACGCCCUGCGCCUGCGCAGCCCCGCCGUGCUCACGCGCAAGGCCGAGGCGGCCCUGUGGCGCGCCGCCAGCGACCCCGGCGCCGAGGACGGCCUGGGCCGCUUCCUGAAGGGCGGCUCGGUGCCCGGCGAGCUGGAGCGCCUCUCGCUGAGCGGCACGGCCAGCCUGCGCGCCGCCGAGGGCGCCUUCGACUCGGACGCCACCGAGAGCAGCUCCGGCGGCGAGACCGACGUGGAGGAGGAGGAGCUCACCAGGGUGGACAUCGAGCAGCGCCACAUCUCGCUAUGGAGGAGAGCGGAGGGCCGCUACGCCCUGGAAAGGGCCUCCAUCGUCAGCCACUGGAACUGGCUCCAGGCCCACAUCUCAGACCUGGAGUACCGCAUCCGGCAGCAGACCGACAUCUACCGCCAGAUCCGCACCAACAAGGGUUCCUUAGAGCUGGGGGACUCGGCCCCGUGCGAAGCGCCGGCGGAGGAGGCGCCGGAGGUGAAGGCGGAGGCCGCGGCCUGCCAGGGGACGCAGGACGGCAGUUCCGAGGGGGCGGAGCACGCCGCGUCGCCCCGCAGCCCCGGCGCCGAGGCGGGACUCUGGAAGGCCAGCGGCCCCGGCCGGCCCGUCAACGGGAUGAUCAGCAGCCUCCGCCCCGGCCCGCCCGACCGCGCCUCGUCCCAGAGCCCCGGCCCGGGGGAGCAGGCGGGGCAAAAGAAGCAGCGCCUGGCCCAGCCCCUCCCCUCGCCCCCCUCCGACGGCACCUGCGUGGCCGCCCGCACGCGCCCCGUCCUCGGCUGCAGGAAGCGGAGGCUCGUCCGGCCCGCCGCCGUCGCCAGCCUCGGCCGCAAGGUCCAGAGGAUCCCGGGGCCCCGCUGCGGCUGCGACGUCAACCCCCAGUGCGCCACGUGCGCCGGCCGCCCAGCCCCCGGCGCCGAGCUCCCGUACGAGCAGCCCCUCCUGGAGCGGCUGUCCCAGCUGGACCCCAGCGUGCACCCCAUCCUCUCCUUCCCCGACGACGUGUCCAUGGGCCUGCACUUCCAGCGGGCGAUGAAGUCGCACUGGCACGGCAAGCCCCCGGAGAAGACCAAGCCCCUGAAGAAGCUGUCGCUCAAGCACAAGCUGUCGCUCGGCGGCCGCCCGCACGACCCCUGCUCCCCGUCCUCCUCCUCCAAAGACAAACACAAGCUCGCCAACUCGCUCCUCCCCGGGCUCAGACUCUCGCACCACAAGAUGAGGCCGGAGAAGCUGCACCGGGGGCACCUGGAGGGCCGCUCGCUCUGCAAGGGGGAGCAGCGGGGCCAGGGCCUCCCCCCGGGGGCCUACGACAGGGGCCACGGCCGCAAGAGGCCCCGCGAGCACUACCCGGAGAGGACGGACGCCAACCCCAAGCUGUGCGUGGACGCGGGCGGCCCCUGCUCGCCGCUGACGGGCCUGCACACGCCCUCCCACAGCCCCCUGGUGCGGCAGCUCUCCACCUCCUCCGAGGGCUCCACGCCCGUGGGGCCCGGCAGCCAGAGCGCCACCAGCACGCCGCAGCCCAUACGGAGGCGAAGAGGAGAGAGCUCCUUCGACAUCAACAACAUCGUCAUCCCCAUGUCGGUGGCCGCCACCACCCGCGUCGAGAAGCUGCAGUACAAAGAGAUCCUGACGCCGAGUUGGCGGGAAGUGGACAUUUUCGCGAAGCCGAUUGCCGAGGAGGAUGAAAAUGUUGAGAUCGAGGAUCUGACGGACACCGCCUUCACUCAGCUGCACUUGCCGUGCGAGGAGCAGGAGCGCUCGCGGUGGACCUGGAUGGCCAGCGCUCCCGCCAAGAGGAGGGGCAGCAGGUCGUACAAGUCCCUGGACGGGCGCACGACGCCCCUGCUGGGCGGCACCACCCCGUCCACGCCCCAGCCGGCGUCGCCGGACGCGCCGCACUUCCACACGCUGCAGGACUACGGCCCCGUGCCCUCGCCCCGGAGCCCCGCCAGCCCCGACCGGCCCCCCGCCACCCCCCGGGCCUGCAGCGAGGACACGCGCUGCUCCACGCCCGACUUCACCGCCGAGGAGCUGACGGUGCAGCCGUGGGAGCGCAGGGACUUCCCGCUGGAGGAGGACCCCGCCCUGGAGCCCGCCGCGGAGCAGGGCAGCCCCGAGGGGGAGGGGCCUGGCCGGGGCGCCCGCCGCGCCUCCGGGAGCAGGGCUGCCCCCGGCUGCAGGACCGAGUCGGAGAGCGGGCCCGCCUCGCCGCUGCCCCCCGCCAGCGCCCAGCAAUGAGCAGCGCAGGAGGAGAGGACACUUACCCCCCAAACCCCCCCCCAAACACCUACUGGCAUUAAAAAAAGAUUUAAAGCUACAACAAAAAAAAUUAUAUAUUAAAAGGAUUCCUGUUGUUUGAUAUUCAAACAUCAGCCAAAUUUUUUCACAGUUUUUAGUGAACAUUACUGAAUAUAGAAAAGCUGUUUUUAAAAUUGUUUUUGUCACAUGAAAAGCAGACGUGUAAAAAGAGAAAGAAAGAAAAAAAAAAGAAAAAAAAUUAACUGAAAAACAUUGCAGACCAUUUACAGAAGCAGGCUGAAGGCUGAACAGUGACAGACGCAUCUCAGUGUCAUUUCUAAUGUUGGGUGCACACUCACAGGGAACUAUGUAGCAGACCUCUCGGGCGGGGCUUGUCGACGGGGGGGCGUUUUCUAGAUUAUUUCAUGUCCUUGAUGCCAUGCGAGUUUAAGAGUGGGGCCCACGUUAAAAACGGCGGGCCCCUCGCAUCUUUCCUUCGCCCCGUGGCGAGUGCAUUCUGCAAUGUUGUUUCCUUUUUAAGAGAACACGCCUAAAAGUUGUGUAUAUCAUGUAGCUGUUCCACAUCCUUUUCACUUACCCCGAGCACUUGCUUUUCAGAGGUUUAUAUGUUUUUUUUUGGUUGUUGGUGGGUUAAUAGCUGGGGAGAGCUAUCCCUGUGCCCAUUUAGGCUAAAUGGCUAAAUUCUUGGUACAUCAGCAGUAAUAUUACUAGUCAACAUUAUGCAGUGUUCUGCUUGGCCGGUAACCCACUCGUAUUCUCUGAAAUGUGUUGGUCAGUGGAGUCGCUGUUCCUGCCGGCCCUGUAUAAUCUGCUGACAUGUGCAUACUCCCAUGUCUUCAUCAGUGAGAGAGGAGGGGGAGGGGGAGGGGGCGCACCGUGGUGGUAACGGGGGUGAGUCGCGGCCACCGUCUAGCACUUCUCUGCAACGCAGGCACGUCGCUACGGAAGCACCGCCUGUCGAAAUUAAGGACACGCAAACGAAUCACUGGCCAAAGCGAAGGAAACUCGCAGGGGUGGAGCGGAAGCGGCACCUCCGUUACGUUUCCCUCCCUUUCCUUCUCUCUGAGGCGUAGCAGGCAGCUCAUUGCGGGUAUAUAUCCCGGGUGGAGAAGCUCUGCUUGUCGGGAGUUUCCGGCUGGACGACGGCAGGACGCAGCCACGCGAUUGGUCAGUGCUAGGCUUAAAGAUUCACCGUCGCGCUGAGGUGGCUCAUAUAAGAUGCGCAAAUGUUCUUUGUGACACGAUCGCUUUUUUGUCACGAUGGCUGUGUGGAGGUGUUUGUGACCAGAACCUUAGAAAAACCAGGGGUGUUCUCUUUAAAAGGAAGCCAACAUUUCACAAGUAGCAGCUGGCUAUUUACUGACGGGCACGUAGACCUCAGGUUUCAGAGUUUUAAGGGAAAUUUUCCGACGCUCAGACUAUUCCUCAACUCCAGCUGCUCUGGUGGUAACCAUUUAUUGUGAUCUUUCCGAUUGCAAGACUACUUUGCUGCGUAAUUCUUUUCUUUUUGUCACCCUACAUUGUGUUAAUGUCAUUGAUUAGCAGAUUUAUUGAAUUUGAAGUACUAUUUCCAUCAAAUUGCAAAUUGCUAUGCAAUCUGGAUUGUUAAAUACACAUAUAUAUGUACAUAUAUAUGUCAUAAAUAUAUAUCGUAUAUUACACACUCGUACAUAUAUACAUAUAUAUGUAUAUAUGUGAAAUAUAAACAUAUAUAAAAUCCAUAGGUUAUAUUUUAUGCCUCAGUUGUGAUUUUCAUUAAAUCCUGUAUCACUGUAUUCUGUUUUUGUAGUUACACAAGACAGGUUUCAAUGUACCAGUUUAAUUGUUGCAGCAGUUAACAGAAUCAAUCGCGGAAUUGUUUUGUAUAUAGUACCAUUAAAACCCAUUCAUGUUAAA
Anguilla rostrata (American eel) is the source of this 6791-nucleotide messenger RNA. RefSeq names its product KAT8 regulatory NSL complex subunit 1a (gene kansl1a). Gene Ontology annotation, cellular component: NSL complex. The transcript has 15 exons. Gene Ontology annotation, molecular function: histone acetyltransferase binding. Lineage: Eukaryota; Metazoa; Chordata; Actinopteri; Anguilliformes; Anguillidae. The record is from RefSeq and is a predicted model, not a curated record. The coding region runs from base 1500 to 4874 and encodes 1124 amino acids.